GAGAGAGAGAGAGAAAGAUAAAAAAAGAUAAAAAAAAUACAAAUGAAUCAGAAUUUUCAAUAGAAGAAAAGUAAUCCGUUUGACAUGUUCCAACAUUUACAAAAAUAGAAAAAGUGCGUAAAAACAGACAGUUCUUUAGGAAUUUUACAGAAAUAAGAAAACAGAGAGAGAAAGAGAGAAAGGGAGAGAGAGAGGGGAGGGAAGGGAGAGAGAGAGGGGAGGGAAGGGAGAGAGAAAGAGGAUUUGAAUGGAAGAACAGUGAUUAGAGAUGUUUUAACAACAUUAAAGAGUCUUGCAAGUCUUAAUUGAACUUUCACAAUGGCGGACAAGAAUAAAAUUCUGCCCUGGCCACUUCUACCCUAUCCAGCCAGUCUUUUGAAUCAUGUUUGGUACAGUCAACUCGCAUUAAAUACUAGAAUAUUAGAAAGUAUGAAAAUGCCAGCUAGAACGUCAGGUUUUCACAUAAGUGAUAUAUUAGAACUAAAUGAUGCUAAACCAUCUCAAGAAGAGAAUGAAGUUCAAGGAAGUACAACUGUUCUACCGACGGCGAAUGACGUUCCAUCAGCCUAUCAACAAUUUUUAGAACACACGACAGCAGCCAUGUUACAACCAGCAAUGCAUGCGAAUCUUAACAGGGGUAGUUUGCCACCACCACCCCCAGCAUUACUUGGCUGGCCAAGUGGACCUACAGCUUUACCAACGACACUACCACAACCUUUAGAAGAAGUAAACAUUCUCCAACAGCCAGACUCGACGAGUCCAGCAAUCUCAGAGCUAUCCUUCCCGUCGCAACAAGAGAACAGUCACGAGUCUAAGGACGAAGAGUCACAGGAUUUCGAGGAGGAACAUCCGAACGGUGAAACACAAAGUCACGAGGCUGAACAUAAAAAGAGGAAACGACGAGUAUUAUUUUCUAAAGCUCAAACUUAUGAGCUUGAGAGAAGAUUUCGUCAACAGAGAUAUCUCAGUGCACCGGAAAGAGAACACCUAGCAUCGAUUAUUCGAUUGACCCCAACGCAAGUUAAGAUUUGGUUUCAAAAUCAUAGGUAUAAGACGAAACGUGCGGCAACUGAAAGAGUCGAAGCUGGUGGAAGUGGUUGUUCACCAAGAAGAGUAGCAGUUCCAGUGUUAGUAAGAGAUGGUAAACCAUGUCAAUCAAAACUGAUGGAACCAACAACUUAUCCCGGGAAUGGUCAAGUGCCUAUGGCUCCUUACAUGCAAAAACCAUACUGGUGGUAAGACUUAAUUGAUUAACAAAUAUGUGAGGUCGCAUUAGGACGGCCUUGAACACCUUUAUAAACCUCGUCAGAUCUAGUCAGGAUUAAGACGUUAUCAAUGAAGAAUAGAAAAAGUGAUGUUUUAAGAGAUCCUGACUGAAAAUCAAUGAACAAGGGAUUCAUUUGUUACCUUCAUUAAAAAACCAAAGAGAAUUUAUUUGGGACGAUUUAAACAAUUAAAUGCUCGUCUCGUAUUAAAAGAAUUCCUGACGAGAAUGUGAUCUUAAUAGUGCGAAUGGAAUGAAAUAAUACAAAAAAAAUAAAAUAAAUAAAAUAAAAUAAAAUAAAAUAAAAUAAAAUAAAAUAAAAUAAUAAAAAUAAAAAUAAAAAUAAAUAAUCGUGUAAAUUCGAUCUCGUAUAGAUGAAUGUGUAAUGACUCUUAUUAUCUUCGUAUAGGACGUAGUGUGAUACGUACGAAUGAAAGUCCAACUUUACGUACUUUAAUUUGUCUUGUUCUUUUUUUUUCCUUUUUAUUAACAAAUCGUCUAAACGAAAAUUAGAAAAAGAACAAUAUGAGAAUGAUAUAUCAAUCUAAUUCAAUUUCUAUGAUAGAAAUCUCUUCGAAAGAUUGAUAUCUUUGUGAUCCAUCGUAUCUACGAUUUUUAAUUGUUAAUGUGUAAAAAGAAGGAUUGCACAAGUUCGUCCUUCAAUAGUCUAUUAGACAAUUAUUUCAGUAGAUUGUGUAUAUAUGUACA
Messenger RNA from Vespa crabro (European hornet), 1972 nucleotides. Its product is annotated as homeobox protein Nkx-2.2a-like. NCBI's taxonomy places the organism in Eukaryota, Metazoa, Arthropoda, Insecta, Hymenoptera, Vespidae. Gene Ontology annotation, molecular function: DNA-binding transcription factor activity, RNA polymerase II-specific; RNA polymerase II cis-regulatory region sequence-specific DNA binding. The coding region runs from base 319 to 1239 and encodes 306 amino acids. The transcript is spliced from 4 exons. Gene Ontology annotation, cellular component: nucleus. Gene Ontology annotation, biological process: regulation of transcription by RNA polymerase II; cell differentiation. The record is from RefSeq and is a predicted model, not a curated record.